AUGCAGAUCUUCGUCAAGACGUUGACUGGCAAGACCAUCACGCUGGAUGUUGAGGCUUCAGACACCAUCGAUAAUGUGAAGGCCAAGAUCCAAGACAAGGAGGGUAUCCCACCCGAUCAGCAGCGCCUCAUCUUCGCUGGCAAACAGCUGGAAGACGGGCGUACCCUGUCCGAUUACAACAUCCAGAAGGAAAGCACGCUGCACUUGGUGCUGCGCCUGCGUGGUGGCAUGCAGAUCUUCGUCAAGACGUUGACUGGCAAGACCAUCACGCUGGAUGUUGAGGCUUCAGACACCAUCGAUAAUGUGAAGGCCAAGAUCCAAGACAAGGAGGGUAUCCCACCCGAUCAGCAGCGCCUCAUCUUCGCUGGCAAACAGCUGGAAGACGGGCGUACCUUGUCCGAUUACAAUAUCCAGAAGGAAAGCACGCUGCACUUGGUGCUGCGCCUGCGUGGUGGCAUGCAGAUCUUCGUCAAGACGUUGACUGGCAAGACCAUCACGCUGGAUGUUGAGGCUUCAGACACCAUCGAUAAUGUGAAGGCCAAGAUCCAAGACAAGGAGGGUAUCCCACCCGAUCAGCAGCGCCUCAUCUUCGCUGGCAAACAGCUGGAAGACGGGCGUACCUUGUCCGAUUACAAUAUCCAGAAGGAAAGCACGCUGCACUUGGUGCUGCGCCUGCGUGGUGGCAUGCAGAUCUUCGUCAAGACGUUGACUGGCAAGACCAUCACGCUGGAUGUUGAGGCUUCAGACACCAUCGAUAAUGUGAAGGCCAAGAUCCAAGACAAGGAGGGUAUCCCACCCGAUCAGCAGCGCCUCAUUUUCGCUGGCAAACAGCUGGAAGACGGGCGUACCUUGUCCGAUUACAACAUCCAGAAGGAAAGCACGCUGCACUUGGUGCUGCGCCUGCGUGGUGGCAUGCAGAUCUUCGUCAAGACGUUGACUGGCAAGACCAUCACGCUGGAUGUUGAGGCUUCAGACACCAUCGAUAAUGUGAAGGCCAAGAUCCAAGACAAGGAGGGUAUCCCACCCGAUCAGCAGCGCCUCAUUUUCGCUGGCAAACAGCUGGAAGACGGGCGUACCUUGUCCGAUUACAACAUCCAGAAGGAAAGCACGCUGCACUUGGUGCUGCGCCUGCGUGGUGGCAUGCAGAUCUUCGUCAAGACGUUGACUGGCAAGACCAUCACGCUGGAUGUUGAGGCUUCAGACACUAUCGAUAAUGUGAAGGCCAAGAUCCAAGACAAGGAGGGUAUCCCACCCGAUCAGCAGCGCCUCAUCUUCGCUGGCAAACAGCUGGAAGACGGGCGUACCUUGUCCGAUUACAACAUCCAGAAGGAAAGCACGCUGCACUUGGUGCUGCGCCUGCGCUAA
Symbiodinium sp. CCMP2592 is the source of this 1365-nucleotide messenger RNA. Lineage: Eukaryota; Dinophyceae; Suessiales; Symbiodiniaceae. The record is from the annotation of a GenBank genome assembly.